Molecule: messenger RNA, 2530 nt
Organism: Cryphonectria parasitica EP155
Lineage: Eukaryota; Fungi; Ascomycota; Sordariomycetes; Diaporthales; Cryphonectriaceae
Exons: 4
Coding region: 101-2530 (809 amino acids)
Biological process (GO): nucleoside metabolic process
Molecular function (GO): catalytic activity
Source: RefSeq, a predicted model, not a curated record
UGAAAUCCGCACUCUUGUAUUCUUGCAAGCUACUCUUCACAACCUUGCUAUACGAAGCAUAACUCAAGCUAGUUGUACACCUUUGCUUCCUAGAUCGAACAUGCCGAAUCCCGAGCUCUACACAGUUGGCUGGAUCUGCGCCCUCGAUACCGAGCUCGUCGCCGCUCUAGCAUUCCUCGACGAGGAGCACGACGCGCCAGACCAUAUGCCCAUCAACGAUAAUAACAGCUAUACCCUGGGCCGCAUUGGAAAGCAUAAUGUUGUCAUUACCGUACUGCCGCACCGGCAAUACGGGCUUGUCAAUGCUGCGACUGCCGCCAAAGACCUGGCGCGCAGCUUUCCCAAUGUGCGGAUCGGCCUGAUGGUGGGCAUCGGUGGCGGCGCACCGAGUGCAAAGCAUGAUAUCCGCCUCGGCGAUAUCGUGGUGAGCUCCACAGGCCAUGCUAGUGGAGGUGUGUUCCAGUAUGAUUACGGGAAAACCCUGCAAGACGAAGAAUUCAUCACUACUGGACACCUCAACCAGCCACCCCAAUUCAUACUAGCGACAAUCACUACGCUCAAAGCCAGAUAUGAAAGCAAUGGUCAUGGCAUUGAAGAAACCAUCAACAACAUCCUCAAAAAAAAACCAAGAUUGCGAGCGAAAUACCAGCGGCCAGCUAUCAGCACCGACAAACUGUACAUAUCGUCAUUCAAGCACAGAGGGAGUGACGACGAGAGCUGCGCAGCAACAUGCGGGGAUGAUCAUUCCAACUUGGUCUUCAGAGCCGAACGAACGGAAGAGGAGGACAAUCCCGCAAUCCACUACGGUCUGAUUGCGUCUGCGAACCAGGUGAUGAAGAACGCCUCGAUUCGCGAUAAGUUGUCAGCGGAGAAGGAUGUUUUGUGCUUCGAGAUGGAGGCCGCUGGUUUGAUGAACCACUUCCCUUGCAUUGUGAUCCGGGGCAUCUGCGAUUACUCGGACACACACAAGAACGGGCAGUGGCAAGGCUACGCGGCGAUGGCAGCAGCUGCUUACGCGAAGGAUCUCCUGAAUCGGAUUGCACCGAAUAAGAUUGAAGCUGCGAAGAAGCUGAGCGAGGUUCUCCCCGAGGUCAAUGAGAAAUUGAAGGAUAUUCACUCCACAGCAACCAAUGCAAACACGAUCGUUGUAGGCCUGAAGGAAGAUAGCCAUUCUGAGCGGGUGAGAAAAUGGCUCUCGCCCCCUGAUCCAUCCACCAAUUUCAAUAAAGCUCUCGAGCAGCGCCACCACGGUUCGGGUCAGUGGUUUGUUGGAAGCGAAGAAUAUUCAACUUGGAAGGCCGAGCGAAACUCGUUUUUGUGGCUCCACGGGAUCCCUGGGUGCGGCAAAACCAUCCUCAGCUCUACCAUCGUCGAGGACUUGCAAACGACCGAGCUUUGCUCCUCGAAGCUGCUCUACUUUUAUUUCGACUUCAACGAGACCCAGAAACAGUCUGUCGAGAAUGCAAUUCGGUCACUCAUAAGUCAGCUAUACGAGAAGAGGCAAGAGGCUCGACAUCACUUGGACACCCUCUACUCCUCCUGCGGAAAUGGCCAGCGACAGCCAAGCAAUGAUUCGCUGCAGUCCACCUUCCAAGAUAUGGUUCAACAAGCUGAUGAGGUCUGGGUUGUACUGGAUGCCCUUGACGAAUGUCAUGCGCGGAGGGUAGACCCGAAUAGAGGGCUGCUGCCGUGGAUACAGGCUCUUCGGGGCACUCAAAUGAACAUCCAUCUCCUCGUGACCAGCCGUCCGGAGCAAGACAUCAAGUCGACUGUGGAAAGUUGGGCCCGCAAUGAAGAAAUCAUUCCCAUCCAGAGCGAUGGGAUAGCAGACGACAUACGCGCAUAUGUCCGGGCACGCGUGAGACAGCACGCUGGACUCAGCAGAUGGAAGUCAAGGCCGGACGUUCGGGGCGAGAUUGAAGAUGCUCUACUUAACAAGGCUGACGGCAUGUUCCGAUGGGUAUCGUGCCAACUAGAUGUUCUCGAAGAUUGUCUUGACCAACGGGCUGUACGGAACGCGCUUGCAUCGCUGCCGAAGACACUUGACGAAACAUACGCACGGAUCCUAGCAAAGAUACCGGAUGAUCACAAGCCACAUACAAAACGAAUCUUGCAGUUCUUAACCUACUCCGCACGGCCUCUGAAGAUCGACGAGGCUGUUGAUGCUCUUGCCGUGGACAUUGAUGCAAAGCCUCGCUUCGACCCAAAAAAUCGAAUGCCAGAUCCGGAGGAGAUGAUGAAAUACUGCUCCAGUCUAGUAGUGGUUGUCCGAAGACAGGAUACCAACAAUGAGAAGGCAGUGCCAGAAAUACAGCUUGCUCACUUCUCUGUCAAAGAAUAUCUGGUGUCAACAAAACCUCAAGACCAAAUUGCCACAGAUCUUGAUAAGAGAUCUGCCAGAGCUUCCAUUGCACAAGUCUGUUUGUCAUAUCUGCUGGAGAUCAACUCAAGGCUCUCAGCAGCACAGGUCCGACAAUCCUACACACUAGCACAAUAUGCAGCACAAUUUUGGAGAAUUCUUUGCACAUAA